AAGUUAAUAUCCGUUUAUUUUCGUGACGUCCGGUAACACAUCAACCAUCCACCAGUCACCACAUUUACAGUUUUACACUCUAUUUGUCAACCGUCUUGUUUCAAAUCGUAUAAAUCUAUACAAUUUAAAAGUGCCAAAUCACUUAAUUCAUUAAAAUGGCAGCGAAAAAGGAAGGUCUUAAGUCAGUAAUUAUAGCAUACGUGUUGUGGUUGUUCGGUGGAAUAUUUGGAGUGCACCAUUUCUAUUUACGAAGAGAUAGACAUGCUUUUGUAUGGUGGACUACUUUGGGCGGUUUUGGCGUUGGCUGGCUUGGCGAAAUAUUCCGUAUCCCUAGGUAUGUACGAGACGCCAACGAGGAUCCAGCCCACAUGAAGGAUCUGCUCACGAGAAUGGUCCAAAACAAAAAGCCACCAUUUUCAAUGAAUCGCUUCACUGGAAUGCUGAUGGUUGGGUAUUCUUGGGGCCAAAUGAUGAUGUUUGCUGUGCCACCCGAUGGCUUCUGGGGCAUCAACUUGAGAUACCUCAAUCUCCUUAUACCGUUGGCAGCUGCUCUCGGUGUAUGGACAGUGGGUAACAUAGGGAGGGAGCAAGGCCGCUUGCUGUACCCUCUCCUAGCCGCAUACGCUGCUUACCCCAUCCGCUACUACGUGUACGACGAGACUGUUUGGUUCACGUGCAUGGUGCUCGCCUCAGCGCUCGUAUUCGACUCCUUCGCUAAAGAGUGGAGGAAGACUCAAAAGAAAACACAUUUCGUCAAGCGCGUUGCAGUGCUAGGAGUUUGUGCUUGCCUGUACCUGUCGCUGUGGUGCAGCUACUUGUACUUCCAUGGUACAAUCACUGACAGCGAAGGAGAUGAAGUUCCGAUUUACGAAGCUCUGCAUCACUUCUUCACCAGUCCUUGGUGGUUGGACGUGAAGCAAUGCCUGAUUGACACGUACCAGUACGCGCAGCAUCACGGCUGGUACGAGGUGUGGAAGCAGAUUAUAGAUCUGUCAGAUCCUCAUGGAGAACAAAAUGCUUAUAAGGUGCUGGGAGUCGGUCCUGACGCAAGCCAACAAGAGAUCACAUCGACCUGGAGGAAGCUCUCAAGGGAGAAUCAUCCCGACAAAGUUAAAGACGAGAAAGGACGCAGGGCCGCUCAGGAACGAUUCAUGGAGAUCCAACAAGCCUAUGAAAUACUCUCCAAUAGCAAGCACAGGAGGAACCGACGCAACAAAAAGGACAACUCGGAACCACUAGGUGAAAGAGUUGAGCUGUAGAGAUAACGUCAAGGCGUGUGCGAUUGUGCUAUACUCCUAAACCUAUGGACCAAAGCAAUACUUGCGUGGAAACAGAAUUUUCUCGUCGCGUUUUCUGUGACUCUAUUUAUAUUGUGCAUUCAAGCGAAUGAAUAGUGUAUCGUAAUCAAAUAUUUUUUAACCGUAUUCUUAUAAAGUUGUAAGUUUAUGAUAUCCAGUAGACGUGUAGGAUAGUAUAUUAUAAUCGAAACUAAAUUUCAGAUUUUUUUAUGGUAUUAAUCAUAAUGAUAUGAUAGAAUAUGUAGAAUUUUAAAACUAGAAUUAAGACAAUUACUGGCACCGCCGUAUGGGGGUAUUCAAGUAGUGCAUUUCUUAUAUAGUCUAUUACUUAAUGUAAAUUCAAGUAUUUUAGAUAUAGAUAUAGAUUCAAAUAUUUCGUACUUAUCAGUAAUUUAUAUGAUUAUUAAAAUAAUAAUAUAUCUUAAUUGGUCUAGUUGGAGUAGUUUCAAGUAAAUAAGUUUUAACGUUUUGUAAAAUGCAUAUAAUCUGAUUCGUAUUUGCUCAUGUUGCGAUGCUCAUUUAUUUUAGGCUAGUCCGUAGUCAAAUAAAACCCUCCUUUGCAUCGGGCAAUCGUGUAUUCUUUAUAGUUUCCGUCCGUUCAUAAACUAGCAUACAAUCUAUUUUUUAAAUGGUUCUAACCUGCCACACACUUGUCUUAGCAACUCACAAAAUAUGACGUACUGACGGUGAAAUUACGAGCUUUAAUUAAUAUAAUUCGCUCUAAGAUUUAUCAGUGACUGGUGAGCAACAGAAAUCAUAAAUAAUAUAACUCUUCUUGAAAGGUCAGAAGAAAACUGGCGUUUCCUAUCAAAGUUGCAACUUCACCAUCAGCCCAUCAAUUUUGAUUGUUUAAAUUCUAUAGUUCUUGCUACCUUCUUGAUGGGAGAAAUACUCUAAUAGAAUGCACAGCUAUUAACUAUCUAAGGUUAGCUAUUUUUUAAAGAACCAAAUCCUGCCGUUGGCUUUGAAGCAGUUUCCAUUGCCUUUCGGCCGAUGUUCCCAUUAUUCUUGAGAUAAAACUAACCUAUAAAGGACUUUUGAGCUUUAGUGCUAUAAACUUAGGCUAGUAUUGUGGACUAAAAAACUGGUAUAUUACGAAUCUCAUAAAAACAUUAUUCAAAAUAAAAAAAAAACUGGUAUUAUUGUAGUUAGCGGGUUAAGAAUCUGACUUUAUAAUCUCAAAUUAUAUAUAAUGUUAUAUUUCUAUCUAAUGUAGUAAUAAUCUAUAUAUUAACCAUGUCGAGUACGAUUAUAAACUUUUUUAGACUUUGAUAUACAUAAGACUUGAUAAUGAUAUGAAUUUAUUCUUGUCUCCUGUUAAGAUAUAACGUUAUUUAUUUAAUUUGUUAUCGAUUUACUUUAUAGGCUUAUUGAAGUCUGAUAUUUAUCAAACCUUUGAAAUCAUAACAUUCCCUUAGCUAUUAAUUUUGCCAUCUGGAAUUACUUAUUAUGCCGUGGUUUGCUAUAGAAGCCGUAGCUAGCUUGUAGCGUCUUGCAGUAUCAAAUGUUACGAUGUUUAACACUAUCCUAAGACGUCGGCUUGCAUUAUUGUAGUAGUACCGUGACGUGUCGUACCGCGGGACGUUACAGGCCUCUUGUGCAUGCUAAGACGACCAUUGUAAGAAUUCGAGUCAUUUCUACACACAAACUGUGUCUACUUCGAAACAAAACAAUACAUUGGCGUUGAACAAGAGAGAAACCUCACUCAUUUGACACGUAGGAACAUUGUUGUGGAAACUAAAAGCCGUCAAAAUUCUCAUCGUUUUCACUAUUCUUUGCAAAAAGGAUGCGAAUUUUUGCAAGGCGUUUAUAGGACACCGCGGUCUAAUUAAGACCAAACUUUAUCUAGAUGUAUGUUUUAAGCCUUUAUUUAUUCAAACAUGCGAUAGCAGUAGCGAUGUUACUUAAGAUUAAUUAUUUUAACGCAUUUAUUACACCAAAUGUACUUUAUCUUAGUACUUAUUUUAAAUUAUUAUACUUUUAGCAAUUUGACACGGUGUGGGAAGUGCGAUAAUUUCUUUAAAAUGAGGUUUUUAAAGUAAGUGUUCCCACCAAGGGAAGUCUAAGUACCAAUAGCAUGCCUUUGAAAUUACCCCAAUCGACGAUGCUGAUCUGUACGCAAGAUAUACGAGGUAACAUCCGAAAAAUCUUAUGCACACCACCGCGAUAAAUUAUGUUUUCAAUUAAUCAAAGCCAUGAUCAAUUGCUCUGAGAUAAGAAUGACUUGAUCAGCCUUGAGGAAACCGGUGGAGAAUCAAAACCCUCCACAUUCAGCACCGUCCUUUUUUAUAUUGCUUAAGCUACUUUCAUAUGUUUUUAAUUUAUUCUAUAUGGUCACAAAGUCUCGUUACGUUUAUUUUAAUUAAUUGAGAAGUGAAAUAUGUAUGAAAAACAAAAUUUUUUUUUUUGGUACAAUAUUCAGAAAGGUCAAAUACAUUUUUAAAUCCUAGCCAUGUUAUCUUCAAUACAAAGAAUUUGUAAUAGUCUUAUUUAUUAGUUGAUUUGACAAAAGCCACCACCAAUUUUGCUGCACAACACAUGGUGACAGUCCAGUUUCGUAACAUUCCAAUGUAUAACUUACAUAUAAUUUUAUUAAAUUAUUGACCUGUGAAAUGGAAUUAAUGUAACUCUUUAUUUUAUAUACUUAUAUUAAUGGUGAAGAGUUAUUUAGUAAAUUUAUUGAAAUA
Molecule: messenger RNA, 3985 nt
Organism: Trichoplusia ni (cabbage looper)
Lineage: Eukaryota; Metazoa; Arthropoda; Insecta; Lepidoptera; Noctuidae
Gene: wus
Product: dnaJ homolog subfamily C member 22
Exons: 6
Coding region: 156-1259 (367 amino acids)
Biological process (GO): endocytosis
Cellular component (GO): plasma membrane; early endosome
Source: RefSeq, a predicted model, not a curated record